GCUAACUAUUUAUUAAAAUGGCGGCAAAAAUUAACUUCAAUGUUGCGACAAAUAUGAUGUAUGACUCAUGAGAUAACGUUCGUGAGAUACUGGUGAUAACAUUUUCAUAAUACAUGGAGACUGAUGCGUUGAUAAAGAAGUUACAAGGACUUAGGAAAUGUGUGACGGGCAUUAUAAGUCAGCUGGUAUCCGGGGACGAAAUUGACAACAGUACAGGCUCUCAGCAAGUGUGUCAGUAUUUAGAUGAGGCAGGAAAACUCCUGACCAAUGUCGACAAAAUUCUCCGGGGAGAAGAAAUUGGUGGUGACACUGUUUUGGAGGAAGGAAUAAAAAAUGGCCCUUGUUGCUCUUGUGGUAAAAUCAAUGGCAGUGGAAGAAGGAAGGAAGAUUCGACUGUGAUAAGUGGAGGAAUUGAUUCUAAAAAGGAGAAUGAUGGUGCAGGAUUUCAAUCUGACAGACUCAGUGCUGGCAAUGACUGUCAGAAUAGACCAAAUUCAUUUAGUACGAGAGAUGAUGUGAAGUGGAGUGGGAUUAAACUUGAUGAUGGAAACGGCAGGAAUAUUUCCAAUUCAAAACAGGAAAGCCAAUUAGUAACAGAUUGCGACUCUGAUGCUACCGACGAUGAUGAUACCCCACUUCUCCAUUCUACCCACAAUUCAGAUCAAUCCCAUGAUUCACAGGGUGUCCUACAAGUGAUGGAAUCUCCAGAUGGUGGUCAGGAUGAAGAUGGCUUUGGAUCUGAUGAUGAUUUCAAUGACAGCAUUCUCCAGGAGAUUGAUGAAGCAGAGCGGAGCUUUAACAGCAACAAGAAUGUAGAAGAGGACGAUGGAGAUGAGGAUCCACAGAAUCAUCCCAGUGAUCCCAAAUACCUGGAAGUGCUGAAGAAGUACUUUGGAUACUCAAAGUUUAGGCCGAUGCAGUGGAAAAUCAUCAACUCGGUCUUGAAUGAAAAAAGGGACAGCUGUGUUGUCAUGGCAACAGGGUAUGGUAAAAGUUUGUGUUACCAGUUCCCGUCUGUGUUUACACAGAAAACAACAGUGGUUAUCUCCCCCUUGAUUUCCCUGAUGCAGGAUCAAGUUAUGGGACUCCAAGCUGCCAAUAUUGAAGCCUGCUUUUUAGGAUCAGCUCAAGAAAAUUCUACGCAAGUGCGUCAAGAUCUCAAAAGGGGUAAAUAUAGAGUGCUGUACAUCACCCCGGAGUAUGCCUCUAGUGGAGGAGUGAACCAUCUGAAAGACCUUGACCGAGAUGUUGGCCUUGACCUGAUUGCUAUAGACGAGGCUCACUGUGUGUCACAAUGGGGUCACGACUUUAGGUCUGCCUACAGGUCAUUAGGUCAACUGAAAGAAGCAUUCCCACAGGUCCCUGUCCUAGCACUGACUGCCACAGCUACGCAAGAAGUUAGAUUGGACAUCUGCAGAAGUCUCAAACUACGGGACCCCAGCAUCAUCUGCACAGGUUUUGACAGACCUAACCUAUUCCUCUCUGUGGGUUUGAAGACAGACACAGCCUUUGACCUGCGCUCUCAGAUGACGAAGCAGGGGAACAAGUUUAACUUUGAUGGUCCGACUAUUAUCUACUGUCCCACCAAAAAAGCCACCAACGAAGUGGCUGCAAUUGUUAAAGGUAUGAAUAUUCCUAGUGCCCCAUACCACGCCGGACUGUCCCAGGCGGACAGGAAUAAGGCACACAGACAGUUUGUCAACGACCAAGUACAGGUCAUUAUAGCGACUGUGGCUUUUGGUAUGGGCAUUGACAAGCCGGAUGUCAGAAAGGUGAUACAUUAUGGAGCACCCAAGGACAUAGAGUCUUACUACCAGGAAGUGGGGAGGGCAGGCAGGGACGGACUACCGAGUCAGUGUCACGUCUUCUACACGGAGAAAGACUUCCUGACUUCCAGGCAUUUUAUCAGUGAGGUACAGAAUGAAAAAUUCAGAGAACACAAAAUGAAGAUGUUGGGGAAAAUGCAGCAAUAUUUAAAGACCACAACAUGCCGGCGAAGGUUGUUGCUAUCUCACUUUGAGAACAAGAAGUUGGAUGACAUCGGGGGAACCACUAACUGUUGUGAUAAUUGUCGUAAAAACCUGGAGAGGAGUCGACAGCAGAGUUACUACGACGCCAAGAACUGGUCCUCAGUGCUGCCCCCUGGUGCUGAUAUCUGUGACGGAGAGCAGGAUUUCACGAAGGAAGCGCGAAAUUUGUUUGAUGCCAUACAGGCUUUGGGCUGUAGGUUUGGACUUGCCACUGUAGUUCUGUUCCUUGUUGGAUCUCACUCACAAAGAACCAGCAGGUUCACUAAACUUUCAGGAUUUGGCAAUGGGAAGUACAGAAAAACAAAUUGGUGGAAAAGUUUUGGCAAAGCUCUGAUCUACGAGGGAUAUCUGAAAGAGGUGGCGAUCCCAAACAGUUUUGGCUCCACUGUGGAACUGUCCAGUAAAGGGUCGGUGUGGAGGAGGGGAGCCUCACCCCUGAAGCUGACCCCCACUACGGACAUGCUUGCCGAGAUGAGGCCCCCAGUGGCUGUGACAGUCAGGUACAUGCCUGCACCUUCUGUUUCUCUGAGUUGGAGUACAAGUGUACCACCCUCCGCGUCGGCGUCUGAUUGGAACAGUACCAAGGAGGAAGUCAGGAAGACGGUGUCGCCACAGAAACCGGUGGUGGAUGAGAAGACAAUGAGAGCUCGGGCUGAUUUGUACGCCAUGCUGGUGAAGAAGAGGAAUGACUUGGCCCAGGAGACAGGGUACACACCUCACUCCAUCGCCAGCAAUAAGGUGCUACUGGACCUAGCCAAGAUCAGACCCAGUAGCAAGGAGUCAUUGCUGAAAUUGGAGGAUUUCCCGCAGGCCAAAGUGGAGAAGUUUGGUCCAACGUUCAUCAAGAUCCUUAAAGAUUACUGCCAAGAGAAGGACGUCAAGAUGGACGACUUCCCAGAAAUCAAACUGACAAAGAAUGACACGGACCUAAUGAGGGAAUUGCUCCGGUUAACGGAAACACAGAGAGCCUCCUACGUGUUGUUCAACAGAGACAACAAAUCUGUGGAAGAAGUGGCUUCAUUGCGGGGUCUUAAAACUACAACCGUCGUCAGCCAUCUUUGUGAAGCCAUCAAGGUGGGGCUGGAGGUGGAUCCAGUCAGGGUGGGGGUGACCUCCCAGAUAGAGAGCCUCAUUACCAGGGUCAUCCGGGGGCCAGAAAUCAACUCAGUGAUCAGCAAACUGACCCCAAUAAAGGACAGACUGCCAGACUACAUUGAGUACAACCAGAUAAGGGUGGUCAUUGCCGGACUCGUCCAGAAGUAUGGUCAGGUCAUGUCACCCACAGGAGAUCUGGUGCUGGACGCCCCCUCCUCUCAGGACUUGACAGACAAUACAAACUCGGAGAUUGAUGGCGCCAGUGUUAAAGUUGGCGGUGCUAGUGGUGUCUGUGACAGUGGUGCUAGUGCGACACAGUCCUCUCAGAGUAUGUCCCAGGCGGACACCACAGAAACCACGGGGCAGAAGAGAAAGCUACCGGGAUGGAUGGACGGAAAAACCAAGCCUGUCAUGUCCAAGAAAAUGAGGUCCAACAGCCUGUUUCGUUAGGACAAAACACUGGUCCUGUGUACAUAGGAUUUCAAACACUGCAUGCUUUGGUUUUGUACAAAAUUAAAUCAUGAUUAACUAACAAA
This is a messenger RNA of Magallana angulata, 3661 nucleotides long. RefSeq names its product bifunctional 3'-5' exonuclease/ATP-dependent helicase WRN-like. The record is from RefSeq and is a predicted model, not a curated record. Gene Ontology annotation, biological process: DNA replication; double-strand break repair via homologous recombination. Gene Ontology annotation, cellular component: chromosome; cytoplasm; nucleus. The transcript is spliced from 27 exons. Bases 114 to 3575 code for a protein of 1153 amino acids. Gene Ontology annotation, molecular function: ATP binding; 3'-5' DNA helicase activity; four-way junction helicase activity. NCBI's taxonomy places the organism in Eukaryota, Metazoa, Mollusca, Bivalvia, Ostreida, Ostreidae.